AUGUGCAAGUUUGUCCGUGUGCCAUCUCGUUUUUAUCAACUCGCCACAGGGGACGAAAUAACUAUAAAGCAUGCCGUCGAGCGUGGCACAUACAUGAGGGAGCGGAGUAAGGUCCGGAAACGAAUUCUGGCCAGUGACGCACACCUUUUUCCAGGGGUUCUUGAAGUGGUCAAUGACCCCGCGUCUUCUGUUAUUUUUCUUGCUGUUAAAGAGGACGCAAACGCCGAACAUGGAUUUUUGGGUUUUGUGGUUGUCAACACAAGCUUUAUCGUGCAACAACGGAUUGUUGUGAUUGCGUGGAUCUCCGUUCUUAGCCGCUUUCGAGGAAUCCACGUGGGGCGUUCCUUACUUCAACACGUGGAGGUUUUUUGCCGCGUCAACGGUGUGGAGCUUAUGGAGGUGAUGUGCACUGAUGGUUACACGAAAUUGUUUAGGCGGCAUGGCUUUUUCACCUCCGUGAGCCCCUUUGCCUUUAAGAAAAAGGCCUUGCAAAAGCGGGUCGUCGUGCCCUCUUUGCCACGGGUGCCUUUUUGCGUCAGCAGUGGUGUUGUGUGUAUACGCUAUGCCAGGCAGGAAACCAGAAGGAAGUGGGUUUUCCUGGCUUUGGAGGCUUGUGGGUACAGUCUUGGAGGGGGGGAUUUGAUCCGUCGCAUUUUUGACGCAGAAUUUCGCAUUGAGGCGGUGGAUGCAAAAGAGGAUCGCGUGGUGGCGAUCUUGUCAAUGGACAGGCAAGGAUGGAUUCCCCUUAUCGCGUGUGUGACCGAGUACCGGGGGCGAGGACUGGGAUCGUUUUUACUUUUUAUGGCGAUGGAGUGGAUGCGGCGGGAGGGCGGCAGCUCUGUUUCUUUGGCCCCCUUGAACAGCAGCGUCGUUCACUUCUACAAGCGUUGGGCCUUCCAAGCGUCCUCCGUGGGCGGUAAGAAGCGACGUCGCGGCUCGCGCGACUCCAUGGUACUUGUACGAGCCAUUGAUCUCAACGCGCAUUAUAUUCCGGACGGACACUCCCUAGAAGACUUCCUCUCUGUCUCAACACCCGAAACUCCCGCGGCGGCGCAACAGUCAGAAGGUGAGGCGGCGGCGGCAGAUAGUUCUCCCAAUCUCAUUGCAUAA
Molecule: messenger RNA, 1110 nt
Organism: Trypanosoma rangeli
Lineage: Eukaryota; Euglenozoa; Kinetoplastea; Trypanosomatida; Trypanosomatidae
Product: N-acetyltransferase
Exons: 1
Coding region: 1-1110 (369 amino acids)
Molecular function (GO): acyltransferase activity, transferring groups other than amino-acyl groups
Source: RefSeq, a predicted model, not a curated record